Molecule: messenger RNA, 1492 nt
Organism: Pocillopora damicornis (cauliflower coral)
Lineage: Eukaryota; Metazoa; Cnidaria; Anthozoa; Scleractinia; Pocilloporidae
Product: solute carrier family 25 member 43
Biological process (GO): transmembrane transport
Source: RefSeq, a predicted model, not a curated record
ACAAAAAUGGCGGCUAAAUUAGCGCUUUGCUGUUACUACAGUUCUAUGCUCGAAGUAUUUCUUGGAAAGUGUUUUGAGACUAAUAUUUGAUAAUGGUGAAACCUGCAGAGGAUGAAAGGUUGACGUUUUUGCAAAGUGUUUUCUGUGGAGGAAUUGCUGGCGUUCUUUCAAGAACCGUGACCUCUCCGCUCGAAGUUGUGAAAGUUUUAUCUCAAGUUGGAACCCCAGAAACUCGUUUUGGUUUUUUGAGAACUUUUAAUAGGAUUUAUCGUAGUGAGGGUUUAAAGGCCUUCUGGAAAGGAAAUGGUAUCUCUUGUCUACGGCUGGUUCCUUAUAGUGCAAUACAAAUGGCUGCCUUCCACAACCUAGUAGCAGUUUUAGAUGAUGCACACAUGCCAAGUAAUCUAAAUGCUAAAAGUUGGAUGGUAGCCGGUUCAGGGGGUAAUCUAAUUGCAGCGCUGUUGGUGUACCCAGCUGACAUGCUUAAGACUCGACUUAUUGUCCAGAAUGUUAAUCCUUCCUUAUCAAACUAUCAUGGAAUCAUACAUGGUUUUCGAAAAAUCUGGAAAAUGGAAGGAUUUGUGGCAUUAUACAAAGGAUUAUUACCAACUUUUCUUGGUGUGAUUCCUUUUGCUGGAGGUUCAUUUUUAGCGUAUGAAAUUCUUGACAGUUCAAUUGCAAUGUCUCCCAGUGAUCUGACCCCAAUGUAUAUGUUUGUCAGCGGAUGUCUGGCUGCUGCUGUUGCCAAGACAUUGUCAUUUCCCUUUGACACAAUUCGAAAGAAAAUGCAGGCUCAAAGCAAAACUCUGCCAAAUAAUGGUGGUGUGGAUGUUCAAUUUAAAGGAAUGACCGGUGCACUAGUUCAGACAGUGAAGGUAAAUGGAAUAACUGGCUUGUGGAGAGGUCUGUCAGCUAACUUGCUAAAGAUUGCUCCAAAUGCUGGGAUAAUGUUCCUGUCCUUCGAAUACAGCAAAAGAAUAUUUCUGUUCUACAAUGGCUUCACUGAGUCACCAUUUUCUCAUGUUCCAAAACUUUACGUUGAUCAGAGCAUGUCACCAAAUGAAUUACGUCAUCAUGCUAUGAAGAAGAAAGGGUACAAUAGAUGACACAGGACAGUAAUUAAGAGCUCCAGAGUGGUUAGCCUGUGUUGGAUAGUUUUGGUUGGAAAGAAUUUCACUAUUGCUAAUCUUCUUAUAUGAAGAUUCAAGUUUAGAAAGAAAUUUCUCUCAAUAUGUUUUUUUUAGAUUUUAUGGUGAUCUCAGAGAAAUGUAACUGUCAUGGAAUACUCAGUUCAAUUACAAAAUUUAUUUCAUUGAGCACUAUUUCACUUUCUGUUGACCAAAAAAUAUUGGUUGAGUAGUAGUAAUAUUUUAUCUCUUUAAUCUCCUUAUACCACUUACAGAGUGAUUUGCCAUUUGAAUAGAGGUACAAUUCGGAAGAAGUUCCUUUCAGCCAACUAUGCUAAUCAUAGAUUCCAGUGUAGAUGGAAAGU